Lactuca virosa is the source of this 1164-nucleotide messenger RNA. NCBI's taxonomy places the organism in Eukaryota, Viridiplantae, Streptophyta, Magnoliopsida, Asterales, Asteraceae. The record is from the annotation of a GenBank genome assembly.
UGUAAAUCUAAUCAUUUUCAUGGCUAUCUCCUUCCAUUUCCUCAAGUCAAACUCAGCUCUUUUGUUAAUCACUAUUCUCUCUUUACAACUUUUCCUGACCACCGGUCAUGGCGGUCACAGCCACGAUGAUGAGGAGGGCACCCUCGAUUUGCGUGCGAAAGGGUUGGUGUUGGUGAAAGUUUAUUGCUUGAUCAUUAUGUUUGUCACCACUUUUGCUGGCGGGGUGUCUCCUUACUUCUACAGAUGGAACGAAAGCUUUCUAUUGUUGGGCACUCAGUUCGCCGGCGGUGUGUUUUUAGGGACUUCUCUCAUGCAUUUCUUGAGUGACUCUAACGAAGUCUUUGGUGAUCUUACAACAAAAACAUACCCUUUUGCUUUCAUGUUGGCAUCGGCUGGUUACCUUCUCACCAUGUUUAGUGAUUGUGUGAUAUUAUAUGUCGUCGGAAGAGGAGGUCAUGGUGGUGGUGGGGAAAAUAAAGUGGCGGUGGUGGAGGAGGAGGAGGAGGGGAGGAUGAGGGGUGGGGAUCCAUCGGAACAUGGAAAUCACAGCCACCCUAUAUUUGUUAAGACAUCAUCCUUAAGCGAUACCAUUCUACUUAUCCUUGCAUUGUGUUUCCAUUCUAUUUUCGAGGGUAUUGCUGUUGGUGUAUCAUCAACAAAAACAGAUGCAUGGAGAAACCUAUGGACAAUCUCUCUGCACAAGAUUUUUGCAGCAGUUGCGAUGGGAAUCGCUCUCCUGAGACUGAUACCAAAGAGGCCAUUCUUGUUAACCGUGAUCUACUCUUUCGCCUUUGCAAUCUCAAGCCCUAUUGGGGUUGGAAUAGGAAUCGCCAUUAAUGCCACAACCGAAGGGGCAGUAGCUGAUUGGAUGUAUGCCAUCUCCAUGGGGAUUGCUACUGGGGUUUUUGUUUAUGUAGCUAUUCAUCAUCUCAUAGCCAAAGGUUUCAAACCACAAGAAGACGCUUACUUUGACAAACCAUUUUUCAAGUUCCUUGCUGUGCUUCUUGGUGUUGGAGUCAUUGCAGUUGUGAUGAUUUGGGAUUAAUGUAACUUUCAAAAGGAUUUCUAAUCAUUCGGAUCUUGUACGUGGAUGUUAUUUGCUAAUGUACUCCAUUUUAUUGUAUAAUGGUCUGCUUCAACAAGUUUCUUUUCUAUUGCCUGCCG